AUGUUCAAUGCAAGGUUUAUUUCAAAGGCAAAUUGUGCAGAACUGAAAUUGUUAUGUGGUAACAAGGAUGAAUUCCUUCGCUCAAAAAUACCGUUAAUGGAAAUUAGAAAUAUUGAGAUAGUUAAGACGAAAUCAGCUGACCAAAUAAUUCAGAAAAAAUUAUUUUCCACGGAAUCGUUGUCACUGGAAAUUCCACCUCCUCCAACGACAUCAUUUAUUUUUAUAUCUGAUUUUCACAAGCUUAAAGAUAAGCCAAGAGCAUUUGCCAAAUAUUUCUUGUCAAUUGAUAAAGAUCUCUAUGGUGAAUUGCUUGAUGAUAUAAUUGAAACCGAAAUGGUGAAGUGUUUAAUACUUGGUUUCGAUGAUCUAGCUGAUGAAUCAAACAUUCCUCAACUCUUAGAAUGUUUAAUCAAGCUGACCAGUGUUUCCCGAAUUGAUAUUGCUAUGCUAUUUUUGGAUGAAGCUACGAAGAAUGGUUGGUUUUUUUUAUAA
Messenger RNA from Acanthocheilonema viteae, 492 nucleotides. Lineage: Eukaryota; Metazoa; Nematoda; Chromadorea; Rhabditida; Onchocercidae. The record is from the annotation of a GenBank genome assembly.